AUGUCGCUCCGUCGAUCUCUCGCCGCGUUCGUCCGUCGCGCGUCGUCGUCGUCGUCCUCAUGCGUCUCCACCGCGGCGCUCGAAGAAAAACCUCAAACAGUUCUCAGUGGGACGAUCGGGUUCGGUCGCCUCGCGCGCGGCGCGCGCGGCGCGUCCACGCGCGCGGCGCUCGAUAUCGAGUCCGCGAACGCCCCGGAACCGCCGACUCGGAUCGAGAUGGAGCGAAGGCCCACGCACGGGUUGCUCGACGCGGUGCGUUGGGUCAAGGCGAACGCGAAAAGCGAGAGAUUCGUCGAGAGCGUCGAGCUCGCGGUGCACCUGGGCGUCGAUCCGAAACGGAGCGACAUGAUCGUUCGAGGCGCGGUGCGGUUGCCGAACGGAACGGGGAAGACGGUGCGCGUGGCGGCGUUCGCGGAGGGCGAGAGCGCGGAGGCGGCGCGCGCGGCGGGCGCGAGCGUCGUCGGAGGCGCCGAGCUCGUCGACGCGAUCAAGGAGGGCGGAUCGGGAGCGAUUGAUUUCGAUAAGGCUGUGGCGACGCCGGGGAUGAUGAGCAAGCUCAAGGAAGUCGCGCGCGUGUUGGGUCCGAGAGGUUUGAUGCCGAAUCCAAAGGUUGGCACGGUUACGACGGAGAUCGCCGAGGCGGUGCGCGAACAGCUCGGCGGUCGCGUGGAGUUCAGGGCGGAGAAGAACGCGAUCGUGCACACCAUGGUUGGAAAAGUGAACUUUGAGGACGAGCAGUUGGUGGAGAACAUCUCGGCGGUGUAUCGCGAGCUCUGGGCGCUUCGGCCGAAGGGUAAGGGGGCACCGAACGCGAGCAAGUACGUGAAAAAGGCGUUUUUGAGUAGCACAAUGGGUCGAGGCUCGGCGCGCUUGGACGUGAACGACCUCAUGGAUGUCUCGGGGGCGACGCGUUAG
This is a messenger RNA of Ostreococcus tauri, 915 nucleotides long. Its product is annotated as Ribosomal protein L1, 2-layer alpha/beta-sandwich. The record is from RefSeq and is a predicted model, not a curated record. Lineage: Eukaryota; Viridiplantae; Chlorophyta; Mamiellophyceae; Mamiellales; Bathycoccaceae. Gene Ontology annotation, biological process: translation. Gene Ontology annotation, cellular component: large ribosomal subunit. The coding region runs from base 1 to 915 and encodes 304 amino acids. Gene Ontology annotation, molecular function: RNA binding; structural constituent of ribosome. The transcript has a single exon.